This is a messenger RNA of Quercus robur (English oak), 1143 nucleotides long. RefSeq lists its product as uncharacterized. The transcript has a single exon. The coding region runs from base 1 to 1143 and encodes 380 amino acids. Lineage: Eukaryota; Viridiplantae; Streptophyta; Magnoliopsida; Fagales; Fagaceae. The record is from RefSeq and is a predicted model, not a curated record.
AUGAGUCAUGCUCUGCGAAAAGUAGCUCAGUCCUUGUUUUCAAACGAAAUCGAGCGAGCUGAAAUGCCGGACAAGUUUGCCCGCCUAUCGUUCAACUGCUAUGACGGGAAGACUGAUCCGGUAGAACACGUCAGCCAUUAUAUUCAGAUAAUGUCUUUGCAUACUCAUAACGAUGCAUUCAUGUGCAAGGUAUUUCCUUCGAGUUUGGGACCGACUACAUUGAGGUGGUUUAAUGGGUUACGAAAAGGAUCCAUACGUAAUUUCUCCGAGCUGAUUCAAGAGUUCGAAGUCCGGUUUGUGACAUGCAACCGAGUACCUCAGCCAGUAGACAUGCUUCUCUCAAUGAAAAUGAGGGCGGGAGAGACCCUCCAUAGUUACGCCAGCCGGUAUUGGAAGCUAUACAACGAGAUAGGCGGGGAUAACGAAAGGGUCGCGGCAAGCACAUUUAGAAUGGGGUUGCCCGAGGAUUCCGGGCUACGAGAGUCGUUAACCAAGAAGCCGCCCGAAGGCAUGCGGCAGCUCAUGAGACUCAUCGAGGAAUACAAACGAUUAGAGGAUGACCGGCUGCAGAGCAAAGGCAAAGCGCCGAUGAUGAAUCGUCCCCGACAAACAGGUUUCCCGUUCAAGCCUCGUAGGGGUCUGGUGAUUCAAGAGCCAGCCGCACAGAUGGGAGAAGUGAGCGUGACAUUUAAGGAACCGGUACACAAGAUUCUUGACCGGAUCAAACACGAGUCGUAUUUUCGAUGGCCGAACAAGAUGGGAAGGGACCCAUCCAGAAGGAAUCAGAAUCUGUACUGCACUUAUCACCGAGACAAGGGUCACACCACCGAACAGUGCCGGGUAUUAAAGGAUCACCUCGGGCAGCUAGUCAAGGUCGGGCACUUAAAGGAUUUCGUGCUAGACUCGGGGGACAGAGUCGUAGGGCAAGAUACCCGGCAAAGGGGAAACCCUCUCCUACCCCCUGUGGGGGUAAUUGAAGUAAUCCAUGUUGCGCUGGAGAAGCUCAUUGUAGGAAAGAGGAAAGGAGUGUUGAUAGUGGUACCGGUAAAAGGUAACCUGGGUCUACAGUCGCUGGGUAAGAAGAUGAAGUUUGCACGGGAGCCCGUUUCGUUUGACGAUGACAAUUUAGAGGGGACGAUUUAG